Stomoxys calcitrans (stable fly) is the source of this 1068-nucleotide messenger RNA. Its product is annotated as putative SERF-like protein. The transcript has 3 exons. The record is from RefSeq and is a predicted model, not a curated record. Bases 200 to 394 code for a protein of 64 amino acids. NCBI's taxonomy places the organism in Eukaryota, Metazoa, Arthropoda, Insecta, Diptera, Muscidae. Gene Ontology annotation, cellular component: cytosol.
UUAUUGUAAAGAAAAGUAGAAAAGUCGAGAACUUCAUUCAGUCAUUCGAUUGAUUUUAAUUAACAAACAUUUUAACUCUAUUCCGUAUUGGAGAAACCCCUUGAGUUUUGAGCGUUUAGGCCACGCAUUAUAAAAUAGUCGAGAGAGAAAAAACAUUUUUAACUAGAAAUCAGACAAAACAAUCAACACAACAGGAACCAUGACUCGUGGUAAUCAACGCGAUCUUGCCCGUGCUAAAAACCAGAAGAAAAUGGCUGAGGUUAACAAAGGAAAACGUAAUGACAAUUUAACCGUUGAUCAACGCAAACAGAGAGAUGCUGAGCUUAUGAGAGAAAAGCAGCGCAAAAAAGAAGAAGCAGCAGCUGCGGCGGCGGCACAAACAAAGGUCAAAUAAACAGCAGCAUAAAGUUCAUUGACAUCAAAUGAGGCCGAUCUAUCAUCAUUAAUCCAUCAACAAUCUAUAAGUAAAAGACUUCAUUUAAACCAGCCAACCAACCAACAAAUAAAAAGCUGUCUGUCUGUCACUCUGUCAUAGAUGUGGUUUACAAGCUUUAAGCAGGAACGAAAGCAUCCAACAGACUUGAGACAUUCUUUCUUAUGUGUUCUAAAACAGAUGAAUCUAGACUUUUUUCCAAAAACAAAAAUAAUGCCAACUAGCUCUAGCUAGCCCAAACAACAACAUACCAUGCCUCCAUAACUAACUGAAUGGGGCAAUCUCAAUCUAUCUGUUCUAAAAUAGCAAUCAUUGUCAUAUUGCACAUUCAACGAAGAAACAAUCCAAAGUCAAAUAUGUGAUGCCAUAGUUACAAUGGUCAGUUUUUGUUUUUAUAUGCCAGAAGAAAUUCGAAAUUUGUUAAAAAUGUAACAAUUGAGAAGCCUCAACACCUCACCUCCUUACACCUAAUUUUAUUAAAAUUUAAAUUAAAAAAAAAAAAAUCAGCAAAUCGUAACACUCUUCUGUACUAUUUUUACCUGAUACAUUUUCCAUAUAAAAUCUUAUUUUUAUUACUUUUCGAACCUCGCCCAGUUUAUGAUACUUUGGCUAUAGUAAAUUAACAAAAUACCCAA